This is a messenger RNA of Rubroshorea leprosula, 4993 nucleotides long. Lineage: Eukaryota; Viridiplantae; Streptophyta; Magnoliopsida; Malvales; Dipterocarpaceae. The record is from the annotation of a GenBank genome assembly.
UUUCUGGAGGUCGACUGUUGGAAAGGAGAAGGGUCAUCUGGAAAAUCCUAUUUUCUUGUUUUUAGACAAAGCAAGUGGCACACCUAAUAUCUAAACUCACAUGGUAAAGGCCGGUUGAGAAUUUUUGGGGAAACAAUCCUUUGUUGGCACGCCCGGUGGGACAACCAGCAGGGUGUAUCAGUUAAAGUUCAUGGAUCCUCUGUUCAUACAUCCAGAGGUGUCUGGAGCCAUGCCACCAAGAAAGAGCAAAGAUAAAGAGGUUCAACCAGCCCAGGCUGAACAUGCAGAUGACAGUCCAGUCUACUCGGAGGGUGAGAAUGAUCCAGUUGUUCCUCUCCUUUUGUCACCCUUUGUGGAGCAAUCAUAUGGCAAUCUAGUUUUCAAGGAAAGGGAUGCAUACUGCAAAGAUGAAUUAGCGAAGUCAUGUAAUCAUGAUGAGGUGAUGAGACAAUGUAUGGUUGAAUGGAGAUGGGUUUUCAAAGAAGGCACUAGGGUGAUAUGUGAGACUGGAGAGGAGAGUCGUAGAACACUGCAGGCUGUUUCAGAACAAGUAGUUGAGCAAGGCAAAGAUAGCAUGAACCAAUGGAGGCUGCUGCUUCUGUUGCAGACCAUGGCCAUCAACCUCAGUACAGGUAUAUUCCGCCAAGUAGGAGGGGAAAUGUGGGUCCUCAUCAUCAAUCAUGCCCAAGGGACUUUUUCCGGCCACAAGUUCCUCCAGCCCAGUCGGCCAGCCUUGAGACCAUUGGUACGUCUAGCCUACAAGAAGCCUUAUCCAGACAUCAUCGAUCAUGAAAAUCCUUUUCCAAAGGGUUUUAAAGUGCCUGAGUUCACUUUAUUUUCUGGUGAGAAUGGUCUGGACAUUGAGCUCCAAAAGAAAUUUGAGGGGAUGGAAUUCCGAGACUUCUAUGAAUUGUCUUAUAAAGUGGCUCAAUAUGAAAAUCUGCUGAAAGAAGAUGUUCAAAAGAAAGUAGCAUCACAUGGAACCUAUUUUGAUCUUGAUGUGGCUGAGGUGGUUAUAGACAAGCCUGUUGUUUGUCCAGACCUUGUCAGACCAACUCACCAGCCUGAAACGUCUGUGAGACAUUAUGUUGACAAAGUGAAGGAAACCAUAGGAGUAAAUGCAGAUCCUUUUCCAACUGUGCCUGUUGGCGUGAAUGUUGCAGACCUCAGGAGUGUUGCCAGAAAUCGUAGUUUGCCUUAUGCUCAAAGGAAGCUUGUUGUUGAAGACUUGAGGUGGGUCAUUGAGACGCAAAGAUCUAGACAUAACAAGAGCGUUAGCGCAAAAGGGUUGAAGAGUGAAAAAGGCAACAGAAGCAAGUGGAGGCUGAGGGGAAGUUCAUCUUGCAGACCACGCCAACCUACCAAAAGGAACAUGGUGUGGGUGAGAAAAGAGAAAAACGGAAAUGUAACCCAGACUUUACUAGAGGGGGAUAACCAAUCUCCAGCUUCUCCAAAGGUGGCAUCUGUCAUUGAGGACAUGGCUGACAAAAUAGUGUUUGAAAAACCAGAAGAAAAGAUGGCCAGACACAUUAGGCCACUUUAUAUCAAUGCUCACAUGGAUGGGACUCCAAUCAAUCGUGUCUUGCUGGAUAAUGGAGCCGCAGUCAAUGUCCUUCCAACUUGCAUGCUUUACAAAAUAGGCAAGUCUCUUGAUGAUUUAGUGCAUACUGAGGUUACAAUUAGUGAUUUUACAAGAGGGGUGAAUCGUUCAAGGGGUGUGCUGCUUGUUGAAUUAACAGUGGGAAAUAGGACACUGAUGUCUGCAUUUUUCAUGGCGGAUACUGUUGCUACUUACAAUGCACUUUUGGGGCGUGACUGGAUUCAUUCAAAUAAUAAGCCUUUUUCAGCCAAUACUCACUUAGUGGAGGCUAGAUAUUAUGAAGAAGACAUUGGUACCAUUCGAUUUUUUGGGAUGGAUAGACAUGGGAAGCCGAUUGGGAUAACAGCAUGUAGCAGACCGUCAUUGUCCAAGCGUGUUGUAGAGGAAGUCUCAAGCACGUCUGAGACAAGGAAGAGAAAAGGCCGUGUUGGAAUAACAAAGAAAUUAACGGCCUAUUUUGCUGAAAAGGCAGUUCAAGUGGACAGGUCUAAAAUUGUUCAUGAAGGUGAGGAGGCAGACCAGGGUGAUGAAAUAACUUUGGAGGAGCUGGAUCUUGCCCCAGCCAAGUUGGAUGAUUUAAAAGCUGAAGUUCAAGACCCACUGGAGGAGAUCAAUCUAGGGUCUGAAAAUGAGCCAAAGGUAACAUUUAUUAGCGGCUCUCUUAAGCCGCAGACACGAGAUCAAAUUGUCAAACUUUUGCAUGAAUUUAAAGAUUGUUUUGCUUGGGAUUACUCAGAAAUGCCAAGUCUAGAUCGAAAAUUGGUGGAACAUAAACUACCAAUUGCAGAAGGAUUCAGACGCAUGUCUGCAGAGGUCACCUUGAAGGUGAAAGAAGAAAUUGAGCGGCUAGCAAAAGCUGGAUCCAUUCGGACAUGCAGACUUGCUGUGGGUUGUGAUGCCAUUUGGUCUGAAGAAUGCUGGAGCUACUAUCAAAGAGACAUGAAUGCAAUUUUUCAUGAUAUGAUUGGUAAAUUCAUGGAAAUCUACAUUGAUGAUGUUGUGGUGAAGUCACACGGGGAAGAGGACCACCUGAUCCAUUUGAGGAAGUCUUUUGAGCGGAUGAGGCAACAUGGCUUGAAAAUGAACCCGUUAAAAUGUGCCUUUGGAGUGUCUGCAAGUAACUUCCUUGGGUACUUGGUGCAUGAGCGUGGUCUGGAGGUUGACAAGAACAAAGCCAAGGCUGUGAUUGAGGCAAAACCACCACAGAACAAGAAGGAGUUGCAGAGAUUUUUUGGCCAAGUUAAUUUCUUAAGACGUUUCAUUUUUAACUUGGCUGGGAAAACCAGAGUCUUUUCUCCUCUAUUGAAACUCAAGUCUGAGGCGGAUUUUAAGUGGGAAGAACACCACCAGUCUGCCUUUGAUAUGAUAAAGCGGUACUUAUCCAGACCACCAGUAUUUGUAUCACCUGCUGUCAAGGGACAAGCACUGGCAGACUUUCUUGCAGAUCAUCCAUGUUUGGAAGUGGAAGCAGAUGAAGAAAAAGGGAUUAACUUGCUUUCAAUAAGUUUAGUUCCUUGGAAACUUGUUUUUGAUGGUUCUAGUACAGAAACCAUGUCUGGAGCUGAAGUCGUGGUUAUUUCCCCGUCUGGGCUAAAAACACAAAUGUCUUUCCAACUGGAUUUCAAUUGUACGAAUAAUCAAGCGGAAUAUGAAGCUUUGAUUAAUGGUUUUGAGAUGUUGGUGGAGCUUAAAGUAUCCAUGGUUGAGAUUAUAGGGGACUCACAACUAGUCUUGAAACACGUGCCUAGAGACCAGAACUAUGAAGCUAAUGAAAUGGCCCAGGUUGCUUCAGGAGAGGCCAUGAUGAACUACUACUGCGUUGUUUGGAUCCGGAUGAAAGUUUUCAGAUGUUCUCUGAUGUCCAUGAUGGGAUUUGUGGUGCACACCAGGCUGGGAUCAAUAGUUGAAAAGCGUAGUCUGCCAUCAAUUCAUCAAUGUGGCAUGACAGUUUCUACUUGCAGCAUUGAUGAUGAAAGUUUUCAGAUGUUCUCUGAUGUCCAUGAUGGGAUUUGUGGUGCACACCAGGCUGGGAUCAAGAUGGGUUGGCUGAUUCGUAGACAUGGUUUCUUCUGGCCGUCCGUCCUAAAAGACUGUAUUGCUUAUGCUAAGGGUUGCAAAUCUUGUCAGAUCCAUGGGCCACUUCAAAGAGUUACAGCCUCUGAACUUAAUUCUAUUGUGAAAUCGUGGCCAUUUCGAGGCUGGGCUAUUGACUUGAUUGGUAAGGUGUACCCCCCUUCAUCAAAAGGUCAUUCAUUUAUUAUAGUGGCAACGGAUUAUUUUACCAAAUGGUUGGAGGCUAAACCAAUGAAGAAGGUAGAUCAAUCUAAUGUAAUCAAGUUCAUCAAAGAGGGCAUCGUUCACAGAUUUGGUAUGCCAGAAACAAUUACAACAGACCAAGGCACAGUUUUUGUCAACCAUCAAGUGGAGGCAUUUGCAAAGGAAAUGGGUUUCCGUCUGUUAAAUUUUACUCCACAUUAUGCACAAGCUAAUGGGCAAGCGGAGGCUUCUAAUAAGGUGGUGAUUAAUUUGCUUGAAAAAAUGGUGGAUGACAACCCAGACGCUGGCAUGAACUAUUUUCUGAAAUAUUAUAAACACUUUGCCUCCUUGUUAACCAAAGUUGCAGUCUCAUCAGCCACAGUUUUACGAGCAGGCUCAGCUUUCCCUAUAGCAUCUGAUUUGACUGCAAAGCGCCUACAAAAAUCUAUGAAUAUAAAAGGGAAGCGACAGAAGUUUGCUGGAUCUUCACUAACAAGCUCUUCUAAGGUCUGGAUAGCGAUGCUGAUCUGUUAUGGGCUAGGUAUUGGUGAGUCUGAGCCAAUGCUCUCAAUCACUGAUUUUCCUUUCCCUUUAAGGUGUGAUUCUCUUGACAUGGGAAGACUUGUCAAUUUCUCAAACUUGGCAAAGAUUUCAUCUUCCAUGGCAUCAUCAAUAUUAGUAGGAGUUGAGGUUACUUACCUUGGGAGUUGGAAAGCUGGCUUGAAAUGGAGUAGAUGUAAUGGAAGAUGUUGUUUUCUUGGUUUUCGGAGAGAGAUCAAUCACCUCAUUUGGGUUGAUAGUCUUGAAAUUCUUGUUAGCAAGCCGCAAGGAAGAAUGAGAGCCUCUCGUCUUAGAUGGAAGUUUUUGGAUAUCUAAAGAAGAGGAGUCUGAGUCUUCGGGGCUUGGAGACUGAUCAAUUGGGUCUUUAAUAUUGGGAUUGUGAAUUAUUUCAUUAAUCAAGCUUUGUAGACAAACAUCAACAGUUGAGGAGGCUAUGAAGGGAAAAGAUGGAAAAAUUGUGGCCAACCUUUUAGUUGAAGGAGGUUUAUAGGCUGCCCAUUUGAUACCUGCAAAUGAAUUUCAAAAGGAGUCAAUGCCCUGUAGUUUGGAAAUUUAAAGUAAAGUUUACUUUUUGAA